Molecule: messenger RNA, 2104 nt
Organism: Octopus sinensis (East Asian common octopus)
Lineage: Eukaryota; Metazoa; Mollusca; Cephalopoda; Octopoda; Octopodidae
Product: hydroxymethylglutaryl-CoA lyase, mitochondrial
Exons: 10
Coding region: 154-1065 (303 amino acids)
Biological process (GO): L-leucine catabolic process; ketone body biosynthetic process
Molecular function (GO): hydroxymethylglutaryl-CoA lyase activity
Source: RefSeq, a predicted model, not a curated record
GAAGGAUAAAUUGCUGAAUGUAUAUUGUAAUGUCAUGGUCAAGUGGAAAGGAUAAAAUAACGUCAGAAAGAAAGGGUGAAUGGGCAUCAUAUGGGUUGAUUAUAAGAAACUUUCGACAUUGUUUUACAUUUAAGGAAUUUGAAAACAGUAACUAUGAGAACGGUUGCCGGUUUACCAAGUUUUGUGAAAGUGGUAGAAGUGGGCCCACGAGACGGCCUUCAAAAUGAGAAGACUAAGAUACCAACUGCAACAAAAAUUGAAUUUAUUAACAAACUGUCCCAGGCAGGUUUUUCUAAUAUCGAAGUAACAAGUUUUGUUUCACCCAAAUGGGUGCCACAACUAGGUGAUCAUGAGGAAGUGAUGGCUGGUAUUCAAAGACAUAGUAAUGUUAUCUACUCUGUGUUAACUCCUAAUCUCAAGGGAUUUGAAGGUGCUCUCAAAGCCAAUGCUGAUGAAGUUGCAAUCUUUGGUGCUGCAUCUGAAUCUUUCAGCAAAAAAAAUAUCAAUUGUUCCAUUGAAGAAAGCCUGAAACGGUUUGAAGGCGUGACAAAAGCAGCACAAGAAAACCAAAUUCCUGUCCGAGGUUAUGUGUCCUGUGUACUUGGAUGUCCUUAUGAAGGAGACAUUGACCCAGAGAAAGUGGCUGAUGUAUGUAGAUCAAUGUUGGACCUUGGCUGCUAUGAAAUAUCCCUUGGUGACACCAUAGGUAUUGGCACACCAGGUAAAAUGAAGAGGCUUAUUUCUACAGUCUGCGAUGUGGUGCCAGUUGAGAAACUUGCUGUCCAUUGCCAUGACACCUAUGGACAAGCUCUAGCAAAUAUUUUUGCAGCAUUACAGAUGGGAGUCAGUGUUGUAGACAGUUCAGUAUCUGGUCUAGGUGGUUGUCCAUAUGCUCGUGGGGCCAGUGGUAAUGUUGCAACAGAAGAUGUGGUUUAUAUGCUUCAUGGUUUAGCAAUCAAAACAGGAAUUGACUUACCAAAACUGAUUGAAGCUGGCCAGUUUAUCAGCCAAGCAAUAGGGCGGUCUACACGAUCUCGAGUAAAUCAAGCAUUAGCACAUCUCUAGAAGCUGAAUUACUUCAGCAAUUGUUAAACAUCAACUGAUAGCUUUGAAAUUUUUUAGGUGGUGCAGAGAUGUUUUUUAGUUGUACUAUUACUGUAACACACUUUUAUUCUAUUGCUCUAAAACAAACAACAUAUGACUGCUGUAUAUAAUUGUAGUAAUGAUUCAAACUGGUUAGACAGUGUCUACAAUCAUUUCUUCAUACAAAUUUCAAUGUUUCUUUUUCUUGAUAUGGUGAAUCAGUGGGAUCUAAUCUAUAGUUGCUACUAUACUGCAGCUAUUGUGUGAAAUUUUGUAAGGACUGUAUCACUUACCAGACUGCAAUCAUGUGCUGUUUUUAUUUACUGACUACAAGAUGGUGAGUUGGUAGAAAAGGGAGAUUGCUUUACUCAGAUGACUUACAAUGUUUAAUUUUGUAUCUCAGCAUUCUGAGAAUCAAUUUUAGCUUUUAGCCCUUCUAUGUCUAUAGAUUUGAUUUAGUCUGUUGAAAAUAUUGAUGUUGUACCUAUUCAGUUAUUACCAAAUUGUAGAUUUGUAAAAAUAACUUUUAGCAUGUUGCAUCAGUGUCUUAAAGCUGCGACAACAACAGUAAUACUACUUAAAACUCCUAAAUUAUUACAUAAGACUACUAAUGAAACAAUGGAUUGCUAUCAGUGAAGGUGAAAUAUUACAACAUUCUGGAGAAAUUGGUGUCAAUGUGGAUAAUGUUUGUGUGUAUGUGUCUAUAUUUAUUAUGCCUCAAAUUUGAUGAAAGCUGCCAAAAACUGAUUUUUUUCUUUCAGUUCAGUUAUUUUUGAAUCAUUGUAGUCUUGUCUCCACCAUUGUGGUACAAACUACACGACUAUAGCAAUAAUAUAUUGAAUGAAGAUACACUUCUAUUAUCAAUUUCUCCAUGUUCUUUUCCUUCAUGUGGCUUUAGUGUCGUGUUUAUAUAAUGUUGAUUUCUUAUCUGUGUUAAGGUAAGUCACUCAUGCUUUUCCCCAUGUCCCUUAGUGAAAUACAUGGAGACGGUCACAAUCAGACGUCAGAAUCAAAUUGUGAA